AUGUUCUUCAUCAUCUUCUACUUCUUAAUUAAAACAUUAAAUAUUUAUGCCCAAAAAGAUAAUAUUUUUUCUUCUUCUCAACCACCAAAUAUUAACCAACAACAACAACAAUAUCCAGAUAUUUCCCCUUUACUUUUUCAAAAUACAAAUAUCGGGAAUGGAGGGUUUUUUGUUAGAGUAAUGCCUACAGGAUUGGCUUAUUUGAGAGAAAUUGGAAUGAAAGUAGUUAAUGAUGAAAUAUUUAAAAUUAAGUAUAAAUUAAUUAAAAUUAAUUUAAUUAAAAAAAAAUUAUUUCUUCUUCAAAGUUUACCAACAAUUACAGAAACAAUUGAUUCUGGACAAGUAUCAAUAUUUGGUGCUUAUGUCUCAAAGUAUUGGCCCCCAGUUGAUUAUUCUUUAGAUUUAAUUACUCCAGAUACUUUUACUUGGAGAAUGAGUAAAAUGCAUUUACGUUCAAAUGGAAAUUUUGAGGCUCGUUUAAAUGGGGCUUUACUUUUACCUUCUGUGCCUAUACAAGGCCAAUUUGAAUCCUUACUUGGACAUUUAAGUUUAAGUAUUUCUGUUAAAAUGUUUAGAAAUUUACAAGGAUCCCCCCAAGUUCAAUUACUUUUUUGUGCUGCCCAAGUUGGCUAUGUUGAUUUAAAUGUUCGAAAUAGUGGGGUUAUUACUGAUUUUUUUAUAAAACAGCGUAUAUGUCAAAUGAUCGAGGGAAUAAUAAAUAAUGAUUUAAAUUCAAUACUUUUAACAAUGCCUUUAAAAAUUAGAAUAAAUGAACGUCAAUUAGAUUUAAUUGGAAAAAGUUUUGGAAUUGGAAAUACAGAAGAAAAUUUAAAUAAAAAAAGAAGAAAUCGACGACAAAGAAGAAUUCCCCCUCCCCCAAAACAACACCAAUUAUUUAAUUCCUCUUCUUCCUCUUCAAUUAAUUUAUUAAAAGAAGCAUUCCCCUCCAAUUCUUCUUUACUUAAUUUUAUUUCAAAUUUACAAAAUAAAAAUUUAAUUUUAAAUUUUGCAUUAAUUGACAGUCCUUUUGUUAGUCAAGGAACUAUUAUGAUAAAAUCUUUUGGGGAAAUUUCAUUUAACGGAAUUGGAGAAACUCCUUUUUUUGCUCCAAACGUUUUAAUCCCUCAACCACAAGGUGUUCAUAUGGCUGAAUUUUUUGGGACUGAUUAUAUUGCUAAUUCAAUGCUUUAUCAUGCUUAUAAACAAAAAUAUAUGGAUAUUAUUGUUGGACCUGAAUCAUCACCUCGAUUAAAAGAUAUAUUAAAAACAACUUGCCAAACAGGUUUUUGUAUUGGAGAAUAUUUAGGUUCAUUAGGACAUCAAUUCCCCGACCGAGAAGUUGAAAUUCAUUAUUCUGCCAAAAAAGCCCCAAUAAUGGUUUUUGUGGAAGGAAAAGCUCGUUUUAGAUUACACGGAAAAAUGGAUUUAUAUGCACGUCCAAAAAAUAUUACCCAACAAAAAGAACAAAUUCUUCGUUCAGAAACUACAUUAACUUCUAAUGUUAAUUUAUGGAUAGAAAAAACACAAAUAUUGGGAAAUGCGAGUGUUGAAAAUUUAGAUUUUCGUUUAAUUGAGGCAAAUGUUCACGAUGUUGACCAAAACACAUUUGGAGAUUUGGGACUUUUUGGAGCAGAAUUUUUAGAAAAACUUUUAACAGAAAUACUUCAAAUGGGGUUAAUAUUGCCUUCAAUGAAAGGAGUUGUUUUGAGAAGUCCAAAAUUAUCAAUUCAUGAACGUUAUGUUAAAGUACAAACUUAUUUUAAAUUGGAUGAAUUAUAUGCUAAAAGAUUGGUACAAGGAGCUGUUAGACAAACAUUAUUGAAUAUUGGACGUUAA
Molecule: messenger RNA, 1836 nt
Organism: Meloidogyne enterolobii
Lineage: Eukaryota; Metazoa; Nematoda; Chromadorea; Rhabditida; Meloidogynidae
Source: the annotation of a GenBank genome assembly